Messenger RNA from Drosophila biarmipes, 3422 nucleotides. RefSeq lists its product as uncharacterized. Bases 153 to 2603 code for a protein of 816 amino acids. Gene Ontology annotation, cellular component: nucleus; ribonucleoprotein complex; cytoplasm. Lineage: Eukaryota; Metazoa; Arthropoda; Insecta; Diptera; Drosophilidae. The record is from RefSeq and is a predicted model, not a curated record. Gene Ontology annotation, molecular function: RNA helicase activity; RNA binding; ATP binding. The transcript has 4 exons.
CGGACGGUAUUAUUUGCUGGCUCACUGCGCGGUCACACUGCUACUUUUAUUUGACGACGUAGGAGCUGAAAAAAUUGUGGAGUGAAAAAUUGAAAAAGUGCCCGAAAAACUAUAAUUUGGCCAGCAAUCUUACCACUUUCAGCACACCAGCAAUGAACAUGUACAACGGACAGGUGAACGCCUACGGCGGUGGUGGUGGAGGAGCGGGCGGCGGCCUUCCCGGUGGCAUGGUGCCAAAUCGCAUGGGCGGAGGAGCUCCCGGGGGCGGACCCGGCGGAGCGGGCAUGUUCCAGCGCAACCGCUCGGCUCCCUAUCCGGGAUUCAAUGGGCACGGACCCGCCAACGGAGGACAGCGCCGCAUGAACGGCGGCGGUCCUGGCAUGGGACCCGGAGGACCCCGCGGCCAAGAGGGCUUCGGCGGCCAGAACGGUGGCCAGCGCUCUUCCAACCACGGCGCCCACUUGCCCAAGAUCGUUUGGUCCGAGGUCAACCUCACGCCAUUCCGCAAGAACUUCUACAAGCCCUGCGAAUCGGUGCUAGCCCGCACUCCCGGCGAGACCGAGACCUUCCUCACCAGCAAUGAGAUCACCAUUAAGGGGGACCAGGUGCCCACACCCAGUAUUGAGUUCGAGGAGGGCGGCUUCCCCGACUACGUGAUGAACGAGAUCCGCAAGCAGGGCUUCGCCAAGCCAACGGCCAUUCAGGCACAGGGUUGGCCCAUCGCUUUGAGCGGACGCGAUCUGGUGGGCGUGGCCCAGACCGGAUCGGGCAAGACCCUGGCCUACGUAUUGCCAGCGGUGGUGCAUAUCAACAACCAGCCACGCCUGGAGCGUGGCGAUGGACCCAUCGCCCUGGUGCUGGCUCCCACUCGGGAGCUGGCCCAGCAGAUUCAGCAGGUGGCCAUCGAGUUUGGCAGCAACACGCAUGUGCGCAACACCUGCAUCUUUGGAGGGGCCCCCAAGGGUCAGCAGGCGCGCGAUCUGGAGCGCGGCGUGGAGAUUGUGAUUGCCACACCGGGACGACUGAUCGAUUUCCUCGAGCGGGGCACCACCUCGCUGAAGAGAUGCACCUAUCUGGUGCUGGACGAGGCCGAUCGUAUGCUGGACAUGGGCUUCGAGCCCCAGAUCAGGAAGAUCAUGCAACAGAUUCGCCCGGACCGUCAGGUUCUGAUGUGGUCCGCCACCUGGCCCAAGGAGGUGCGCCAGCUGGCCGAAGAGUUCCUUAAUAACUAUAUUCAGGUGAACAUUGGGUCGCUGUCGCUGAGCGCCAACCACAACAUCCUUCAGAUCGUGGACGUGUGCGAUGAGAACGAGAAGCUGAUGAAGCUGAUCAAGUUGCUGACGGACAUCUCGGCGGAGAACGAGACCAAGACGAUCAUCUUCGUCGAGACCAAGAAGCGUGUGGACGAGAUCACGCGCAAUAUCUCCCGUCAGGGCUGGCGCGCUUGCGCCAUUCACGGCGAUAAGUCGCAGCAGGAGCGCGACUUUGUGCUCUCGAGCUUCCGCAAUGGCCGGCACUCGAUCCUGGUGGCCACCGAUGUGGCUGCCCGCGGACUCGACGUUGACGAUGUCAAGUUUGUGAUCAACUAUGAUUAUCCUUCGAACUCGGAGGACUACGUGCACCGCAUUGGACGCACCGGACGCUCCAACAACACCGGCACCGCCUACACCUUGUUCACGCACUCCAACGCCAACAAGGCCAAUGACCUGAUCCAGGUGCUGCGCGAGGCCAACCAGACCAUCAACCCCAAACUGAUGAACAUGGCCAUGAGCGGGGGCUACAACAAGCGCGGCGGCGGCAUGGGUGGUGGCUACCGUGGCGGCAACGGCUACCAGGGUCGCAACCAGCAAAUGGGUGGUGGCUACAACGGCGGCAACAACUAUCGUAACAACAACGGUCCCGGAGGCAACAUGAAUCGCAAUGCCUUCAACGGAGGCGGAGCUGGUGGACCACCUCGUUUCGACCAGAAGCCACGCACCUCGCCGCCAAACCAGGGCGGUCAGGGCGGAUACCGCGGCCAGGGAGGCAGUGGCUACCAGGGCCAGCAGCAGCAGCAGCAGCAGAACGGCGGAGUGCCCUUCUCCCGCUUCAAUCCCAAUGCCGCUUGCUUCGAGCCCAACAAGGCACAGAACGCUCCGGGAUCUGUGCCGCCACAGGCGCAACAUCAGCAGCAGCAGCAGCAACAGCAGCAGCAGCAGGCACAGGCUGCCCAGCAGCAACACCUGCUGCCCGAUGCCUCCGUUCAGGCGGCGAUGGCAGCGGCCAACUACGGAGUCGAUCAGAAGCGCUCCCGUUUCUCGCCGUACAACAUGAACUUCGCCAACAUGCCCCCGCCACCGAUGAACCAGCAGCAGGCAGCUGCGGCGGCGGCCCAGCAGCAACAGUUGCAGACACCCCAGCAGCAGCAGCAACCACAGGCUUACGGCCAGUACUCGUCGAUGUCCUCCAGCAUGGCAACCGUGUCGCUGAACGGAGGAGCAACGGCGGUGGCCAACUCUUACCGCGCCCAGUAUGCAGUGCCCACGCAGGCGGCUCCCUAUAUGAUGGCGAACGGCGGCGACAUCUUUGCCUACCCGCCGCCCCCGCUGCCCGUGCAGAACUAGAGGCUCUAUAGUUCAAAAGAGGCUACCAAAUUGUAGAUCCUGCUCUACUGUAAUUUCCUUUCCCCACACGAACAUUACACGCACAUCCAUACACCCACCCGUAUCAAUGUACACAAGUCACGAUUACGAUUACAAGUCCAGGGACUUCAUGGGGAAGAUGUUAGAUGAGCGUCGUUGAUGUACGUUUCGUGUAGAUCUCCUCCGCCCACGUCGUAGCUAUAUAAUAUGGUUUAAUCUGGAAUCAAAUACGCUUUUAAUUUGAUAAAUCUCUUCGUUUCCCCCAAAACAAAACCCCAAUUUAGUUGAUAAGCUUUUGGUUUAGUCAAAUUGUUAGGGCAUUCGAGUGCCGAUCAUCGAUGUUGUUGGCAUUUAUAUUUCCACAGCCCUGGGCGUAUUUGAUUUCUUUAUACAAUUCUCGAAUAUUGUACCUAUCAUUCAUACACUGCAAAAGAAAUGUUUGCAAUGCUCCAAACAAACCCAAGCCAAAAGAGAUUGGAUUCAAUCGGUUUACUAGGAAACACUAGAAGGGGAAAACACUCCCGCGCACACCUUUCACACUAUCGGACACACACGUACACAUAAGAAACAAUGUCAAUUUCUUAGAAUCAAAUGCGUAUUAUUAUGUCAUCUUAAACCAUAUUAUGUGACUAGUCUAAUGAAUUGCUUAGCUGGAUACUUUCACACAGUAACAAAAUUAAACAUACAAAUAAAACAAAACGUCUAAAUACUUUCAAAAAUAAAAUGUAAUUCCAUUUUAUGUGAGCCCAUAAGUAUGAAUUGAUAACAAGAUAUAAAUAAAGGAAUUAAUUAGAAGUUCAA